AGGUCCACCUCCACCUGGUCAAUCACACUAGUCUAACCCUACCCAUGGUGAGGUUCACCUCCACCUGGUCAAUCACACUAGUCUAACCCUACCCAUGGUGAGGUUCACCUCCACCAGGUCAAUCACAAUAGUCUAACCUUACCCAUGGUGAGGUCCACCUCCACCAGGUCAAUCACAAUAGUCUAACCUUACCCAUGGUGAGGUCCACCUCCACCUGGUCAAUCACACUAGUCUAACCCUACCCAUGGUGAGGUUCACCUCCACCUGGUCAAUCACACUAGUCUAACCCUACCCAUGGUGAGGUUCACCUCCACCAAGUCAAUCACAAUAGUCUAACCUAUGGUGAGGUCCACCUCCACCUGGUCAAUUACAAUAGUCUAACCUUACCCAUGGUGAGGUCUACCUCCACCAAGUCAAUCACAAUAGUCUAACCUUACCCAUGAUGAGGUCCACCUCCACCAGGUCAAUCACAAUAGUCUAACCUUACCCAUGGUGAGGUCUACCUCCACCUGGUCAAUCACAAUAGUCUAACUUUACCCAUGGUGAGGUCCACCUCCACCAGGUCAAUCACAGUAGUCUUACCCAUGGUGAGGUCCACCUCCACCAGGUCAAUCACAAUAGUCUAACCUUACCCAUGGUGAGGUCCACCUCCACCAGGUCAAUCACAAUAGUCUAACCUUACCCAUGGUGAGGUCCACCUCCACCUGGUCAAUCACAAUAGUCUAACCUUACCCAUGGUGAGGUCUACCUCCACCAAGUCAAUCACAAUAGUCUAACCUUACCCAUGGUGAGGUCCACCUCCACCUGGUCAAUCACAAUAGUCUAACCCUACCCAUGGUGAGGUCCACCUCCACCAGGUCAAUCACAAUAGUCUAACCUUACCCAUGGCGAGGUCCACCUCCACCAGGUCAAUCACAAUAGUCUAACUUUACCCAUGGUGAGGUCCACCUCCACCAGGUCAAUCACAAUAGUCUAACCUUACCCAUGGUGAGGUCCACCUCCACCUGGUCAAUCACAAUAGUCUAACCUUACCCAUGGUGAGGUCCACCUCCACCUGGUCAAUCACAAUAGUCUAACCCUACCCAUGGUGAGGUCCACCUCCACCAGGUCAAUCACAAUAGUCUAACCUUACCCAUGGCGAGGUCCACCUCCACCAGGUCAAUCACAAUAGUCUAACUUUACCCAUGGUGAGGUCCACCUCCACCAGGUCAAUCACAAUAGUCUAACCUUACCCAUGGUGAGGUCCACCUCCACCUGGUCAAUCACAAUAGUCUAACCUUACCCAUGGUGAGGUCCACCUCCACCAGGUCAAUCACAAUAGUCUAACCCAUGGUGAGGUCCACCUCCACCAGGUCAAUCACAAUAGUCUAACCCAUGGUGAGGUCCACCUCCACCAAGUCAAUCACAAUAGUCUAACCUUACCCAUGAUGAGGUCCACCUCCACCAGGUCAAUCACAAUAGUCUAACCUUACCCAUGGUAAGGUCUACCUCCACCUGGUCAAUCACAAUAGUCUAACUUUACCCAUGGUGAGGUCCACCUCCACCAGGUCAAUCACAAUAGUCUAACCCAUGGUGAGGUCCACCUCCACCUGGUCAAUCACAAUAGUCUAACCCAUGGUGAGGUCCACCUCCACCAGGUCAAUCACAAUAGUCUAACCCAUGGUGAGGUCCACCUCCACCAGGUCAAUCACAAUAGUCUAACCUUACCCAUGGCGAGGUCCACCUCCACCAGGUCAAUCACAAUAGUCUAACCUUACCCAUGGUGAGGUCCACCUCCACCAGGUCAAUCACAAUAGUCUAACCCUACCCAUGGUGAGGUCCACCUCCACCAGGUCAAUCACAAUAGUCUAACCCAUGGUGAGGUCCACCUCCACCUGGUCAAUCACAAUAGUCUAACCCUACCCAUGGUGAGGUCCACCUCCACCAGGUCAAUCACAAUAGUCUAACCUUACCCAUGGUGAGGUCCACCUCCACCAGGUCAAUCACAAUAGUCUAACUUUACCCAUGGUGAGGUCCACGAUAGUCUACAUAUGUGCUGGGUUGUGUUCAUUGGGCACAAAAUGGAAGAAAACACUCUGAAACAGGGAAGUGCUAUCGGAACUGACUGUGCAAUCCCUGACCAUGUGUGUGUGUGCGGUAUUUUGUUCAGUCUCUCUCUCAGCAGAGGCUUCUCACCUGGCUGUCAGUGGUGGAGUACGUGGAGGUGUUCCUGGAGAUGGGGGCCACCAAGCUGUGUGGGGAGGGAGGUCGCUGGCUGGUCAUAGUGCUCAUCCAGGUCACUAAAGCCGUCUUGCGCUUCCUACUGCUCUUCUGGUACAAAUCUGGCAUGCAGACUUCCCCUCCUAUUACCCCACUGGACAGGGAGGCACAGGGAGGCAACGAUGAGGACCAUGAUGACCACCAGGAUGACAGCUCCUUCGUGGGCCAGCGGUCAGGGAGGGUGAUGAGGCCGUUGGGCAAUGCUCCCUCUCUGCAGGCCCGUCUGUGGGCAGCCCCCAGUAGGGAGAAGAGGUGUAAUGUGGAGGAGGAUCUGACCUCUAGUCCCACUGCCCUGGGGGUCCAGGAGACCAUAGCAGAGUCCAUGUACAUCGGACGCCCGCUGGUACACUUGCUCUGCCUGGGAAUGUGUGGGAGAGGCUCCUGGAAACCGUGGCUCGUAUCUGGAGCCAUGGAAAUGACCAGUUUUGGUUUGAUGAGUGACACUAAGUCUCUGAACCGGCGGGAGAGGGCGGAGGUGAGGAGGAGGGCCUUUCUGCUUCUGUACUACCUGCUCCGCUCCCCUUUCUACAACACAUUCUCUGAGACAAAGAUCCUGUUCCUACUCCGAUUUCUGUCAGACAACGUUCCCGGCGUCGGGCUGGUUGCUCGACCUCUAAUGGAUUACCUACCUGUCUGGCAGAAGAUCUACUUCUAUAACUGGGGCUGAGGGCAAGAGGUGGUUGAAGGUCACCUGGCCAGCUGGAUAGGGAUCGACACUAAAGAGGGAGACCCUCAGUAAAAUACAGAGACAGAGACACACAGGGACUCAAGUCCCCCACAGACUCACUGGAAAACCUGCGCUGGUUAAUCUGCUCCAUUUCAACUGGGACCCUCAAAUAAGAUCCAACAUGCAGUUAUGUUGCUAGGGCAUGCCAGAGUACCUUACGGAUCCUUCCGUUCUGUUGCUAGGGCAUGCCAGAGUACCUUAUGGAUCCUUCCGUUCUGUUGCUAGGGCAUGCCAGAGUACCUUACGGAUCCUUCCGUUCUGUUGCUAGGGCAUGCCAGAGUACCUUACGGAUCCUUCCGUUCUGUUGCUAGGGCAUGCCAGAGUACCUUACGGAUCCUUCCGUUCUGUUGCUAGGGCAUGCCAGAGUACCUUAUGGAUCCUUCCGUUCUGUUGCUAGGGCAUGCCAGAGUACCUUACGGAUCCUUCCGUUCUGUUGCUAGGGCAUGCCAGAGUACCUUACGGAUCCUUCCGUUCUGUUGCUAGGGCAUGCCAGAGUACCUUACGGAUCCUUCCGUUCUGUUGCUAGGGCAUGCCAGAGUACCUUACGGAUCCUUCCGUUCUGUUGCUAGGGCAUGCCAGAGUACCUUACGGAUCCUUCCGUUCUGUUGCUAGCGCAUGCCAGAGUACCUUACGGAUCCUUGCCUUUUGCAUUCCCUCCUUUAUUUUUGUAAUCUGAGUGAUAUCUGUCAUAUCUUCCUUCAGACUGAUCUUGAGCCAAUGAUUAUAUGAUGAAUUGAUGCUGAUUUAGUUUUCUUAUUUUGUAAACUAUACAUUACCCAGUGGUGUUAUUGACCGAGUGGUAUGAGAUAUCUUUGGCACCGCUGGUGAUGAUCACCAUCUUGUCAGUCAGUUUUGCUGUCUGUCACUGGGAACAAUCCCUCCUAAAUGUCUCCAGUUAAACAACCCACUACAGCUAGCCCUGAUGGGUUCUGUGCAGUUGGUCCUACAGCAUUACAUCAAAUUACUUUGAGGUUGGUUGAAGUUCUCUCUAUGGGGCUGUCCCAAUAUCUAAUUUCUCCCAAAGUGUGCACUUGUUCAUGCCUUCCCACAUCUAGAUAUGUAUUUGGCAUGGGCUAGUGGGAGUUUCCACCAUAUUUCGUAUACUAGUCAAUUCCUUUCAAAUCUGUGAAGGGAUGUUAAUUGCCAGGAAGGGACAUUAAUUGGAAGGAGAGAAUUGGGCCCUUAUGUUUGUCAGAUUGGCACAGUGGGUAGAAAAACAAAUGAACAAUGUAUGUGACCAUGAUAUGGAAUCUAACAUUUGUAUAUUAAAUAUAUGCUGUAUUCUCAUUUAACUAGGCAAGUCAGUUAAGAACAAAUUCUUAUUUACAAUGACGGCCUAGGAACAGUGGGUUAACUGCCUUGUUCAGGGGCAAAACAACAUUUUUACCUUGUCAGCUCUGGGAUUAAAUCCAGCAACCUUUCGGUUACUGGCCCAAAGCUCUAACCACUAGACUACCUGCCGUCCCGUCUAAUUGUUACUUAAUUGAGGUUGAGAAUUAAGAAUCGAUUUGUAGUUUUUCCAGACUACUUGAAGACAACCAUCUGGAAAUACAUUGAAACCGGGUUGUUUUCCCUGUGUGAUAAAAGUGUUGAUGAUUGGGGGAAGUGGAAUGUUGUGGCUGUUGAAGAUGAUUGGGGGAAGUGGAAUGUUGUGGCUGUUGAAGAUGAUUGGGGGAAGUGGAAUUUUGUGGCUGUUGAAGAUGAUUGGGGGAAGUGGAAUGUUGUGGCUGUUGAAGAUGAUUGGGGGAAGUGGAAUGUUGUGGCUGUUGAAGAUGAUUGGGGGAAGUGGAAUGUUGUGGCUGUUGAAGAUGAUUGGGGGAAGUGGAAUGUUGUGGCUGUUGAAGAUGAUUGGGGGAAGUGGAAUGUUGUGGCUGUUGAAGAUGAUUGGGGGAAGUGGAAUGUUGUGGCUGUUGAAGAUGAUUGGGGGAAGUGGAAUGUUGUGGCUGUUGAAGAUGAUUGGGGGAAGUGGAAUGUUGUGGCUGUUGAAGAUGAUUGGGGGAAGUGGAAUGUUGUGGCUGUUGAAGAUGAUUGGGGGAAGUGGAAUGUUGUGGCUGUUGAAGAUGAUUGAGGGAAGUGGAAUGUUGUGGCUCUGAGUGCCUUUUCAAAAGUUGACUUACCAGAGGAAAAAGGAAAGGUCUAAUGUACUUAUUUGAAAUUGUGUGAAUGUUUAUGAGUCCUAUAAAUGUGUUCAAUAAAUCAACAGAAUAAUAA
This is a messenger RNA of Salvelinus fontinalis (brook trout), 5197 nucleotides long. Its product is annotated as peroxisomal membrane protein PEX16-like. The record is from RefSeq and is a predicted model, not a curated record. Gene Ontology annotation, biological process: peroxisome organization. Gene Ontology annotation, cellular component: peroxisomal membrane. The transcript is spliced from 8 exons. Bases 2216 to 2926 code for a protein of 236 amino acids. Lineage: Eukaryota; Metazoa; Chordata; Actinopteri; Salmoniformes; Salmonidae.